This is a messenger RNA of Caenorhabditis remanei, 441 nucleotides long. RefSeq lists its product as uncharacterized. The record is from RefSeq and is a predicted model, not a curated record. Bases 1 to 441 code for a protein of 146 amino acids. The transcript is spliced from 4 exons. Lineage: Eukaryota; Metazoa; Nematoda; Chromadorea; Rhabditida; Rhabditidae.
AUGAACGUCAACAAUAUGGACUUGCCUGUUGAGGAGAGGGAGGCCGUUGUGAAUGGUGGUGCCGAAGCUCAAGGAAACCCACAGUUGGAGGAGGAGUAUUCACGCGUUGAUCGUGAACAUAAAUCUCUUAAAAUUGCCACGAAACAAGAAAUGGAGGACUUCGAUAAUGGGGGAUACAUGCCCCCCAACAGAAAAAUUAAGGAGCACCCGUUUGUCGUUAAAACGGCGAAAACCAUGAUGGAGUAUAAAAUGAAGGGAAUGGAGCUUGAAAUGAUAGCGUUCAACUCCAUUCGUGCCAUGAUGGCAAAAAUCAGAGAGAUCUCAAAAAAGGAACGAGAGCUUGCGGCAGUUAAAGAGAAAAUGGAACAACAAUUGGCAGCAGUGAAUGUGGAUAUUGAGAAAUGCCAGGAAGUCAUGGACCAAACUUGGGGAAAAGACUAA